Messenger RNA from Saccostrea echinata, 1728 nucleotides. Its product is annotated as synaptic vesicle glycoprotein 2C-like. Gene Ontology annotation, molecular function: transmembrane transporter activity. Gene Ontology annotation, biological process: transmembrane transport. NCBI's taxonomy places the organism in Eukaryota, Metazoa, Mollusca, Bivalvia, Ostreida, Ostreidae. The coding region runs from base 71 to 1609 and encodes 512 amino acids. The record is from RefSeq and is a predicted model, not a curated record. Gene Ontology annotation, cellular component: membrane. The transcript has 12 exons.
AAGGUCGAGAGAAAGUAAAACGGGGUGAAAAUGUAGAAACAAAUUGAGAAAUCACGCAUUCAUUUUGAUCAUGAUGGAAGAACAUCAAAGACUCAUUAACAAUGCAGAUGAUGGAUCUUUAGGUGAAUCAGAAGAAACUGUUUAUGAGGAUGCUAUUAAGCAGACAGGCUAUGGCAAGUUUCACUGGUUGGUCCUCAUUCUUUGUGGGUGGGCUGUAUCAAGUGAUGCCAUUGAGGUUCUCUCUGUGUCCUUCAUGCUGCCAUCAGCAGAAAAAGACCUCAAGAUGUCCUCUGAGGACAAAGGAUGGCUUAAUGCAAUUAUUUUUGUUGGUAUGAUGAUAGGGGGUUACUUCUGGGGCUCCCUAGCAGAUCACCAUGGUCGUCGUACCAUUUUGUUAGGCUCGCUGACUGUGAAUGGACUCGGAGGACUAGUCUCUAGUACAUCUCAGGUCUUCUGGCUCUUCCUUUUAGCCAGAUUCAUUAGUGGUAUAGGGGUAGGAGGAAGCAUUCCUGUGAUAUUUUCAUACUUCACUGAAUUCCAGCCAAAAGACAAGCGAGGGAGAAUGAUCAGUGCCUUAGCCACAUUCUGGAUGUUUGGCAACAUCAUUGCAGCAGGACUGGCCUGGUCAGUUAUACCUUUAGAUAUAGGAUACACCAGUCCUAGCUUUAAAUACAAUAGCUGGAGAAUAUUUGUCGCCCUUUGUACCAUUCCUAGUCUCUCCUCUGCUGUGUUCUUCAUCUUCAUGCCUGAAAGUCCAAAGUUCCUACUCACAGUUGGACAAGACAAAAAGGCUUUAGCUAUACUUAAAUUAAUACACAAGAAAAAUAACCCAAUAUCAUCAACAUAUCGUGUAACCACAGUUGUAUUAGAUCGAGAUUACAAACCAGUGCAUAACUCUAGCCAUUCUACAGGCUGUACUGCAGGAAUGUCAAAAAAUCUCCAAAAUCUAAUGUCUACCUCAAAAGAGCUAUUUAAGCCUCCACUGCUCCGAUUGUCUAUCAUUAUGAUCAUCAUCAACUUCUCAUUGAGUUUUGGAUACUAUGGUCUGUGGAUGUGGUUUCCUGAAUUGUUCAGUCGGGUGGAGAAAUAUGGGGGAUCUCCAUGUGACCAUCAUGUGACAGUUCCUAACAAAACCACCAACACCACAGAUUUCCUCGGGUCAGAGUGGAUUUAUUUCUCCGGAUUUAUGACAGCAGUCUCCAAUCUGCCUGGGAAUCUUCUGACUAUCUUUCUCAUGGAUCAGCUUGGAAGAAAGCUCCUACUAGCUACAAGUAUGGUGAGUUCUGGAGUUAGUGUAUUCUUUAUUCCACUAGUCAGAAAUAAAUGGGAGAAUCUGGGAAUCUCCUGCCUGUUUGGAGCUGUAUCAACCAUAGGCUGGAACUCCCUAGAUGUACUGUCCACAGAACUGUUUCCAACCAAUGUUAGGUCUACAGCAAUGGGUAUACAGACAGGUGUUGGUAGACUGGCAGCCAUUUUUGGGAAUGUGAUCUUUGGUGAGCUAGUAGAUGUCCACUGCUCUAUCCCUAUGAUUAUUGUGUCUGGGUUACUGGUAUUUGGGGGGUUGUGUUCAAUUCGCCUCCCCAGCACUGUAAGAGUGGAUAUUCACUGAAACUGUCAUCUUAUAUGUCUGUGUGUACUAUCUCUUUCGCACAAUGUGACCAAAGUGAUGUCAUUCUUUUGCUCAAACUUUGUAAUUUUGUUGAACAUUUAAAAUUUGAUAGAAUGUGU